Messenger RNA from Salvelinus namaycush (lake trout), 708 nucleotides. RefSeq lists its product as uncharacterized. The coding region runs from base 1 to 708 and encodes 235 amino acids. The transcript has 6 exons. The record is from RefSeq and is a predicted model, not a curated record. Lineage: Eukaryota; Metazoa; Chordata; Actinopteri; Salmoniformes; Salmonidae.
AUGGUACUCUGUCUGAUCAUCUGGCUGGUUCUUGCUGUAUUCUGCUUCGAGAAGGUGUUUGGGUUGGAGAGUGACGUCAUAAAUCUGUCCUGUAACUACUCCUCUGCUAGUACUCUCCAGUGGUAUCAACAGUACCCUGGAUCAUCUCCCAUCUUCCCUCCUCCUCACUGGAGUGUCCUCAAACCCCUCUGUGACAGUAAUGGUCAGACCAUUGAGCCAAUCAGAGAGGAGGUGUAUGCACCAGCAGGUCUGGAUCCUCGACUGUCAGUCAAACUAAAUGAUGAGAAGAACCGUGUGGAUCUGGACAUCUCCUCUGCUAAAGAGAAAGACUCUGCUAUGUACUACUGUGCACUGACGCCCACAGUGAAAGGUGAUACAUUAGAGGAUGAUAUUACUCCAACCAGUCCUGAGGAGUAUUAUUUAGAGGGUAGCAGAGCUAAGAUCUCCUGUAACUAUACAGUGAAGGCUUAUAAUCUCCAGUGGUACAGACAGUACCCUGGAUCAGCACCCCAAUUCCUCCUCCUCAUCACAGACACUGCAACUCCACGUGUAGUGGAAGCUACUCCUCCAUACCCAAGAAUGACUGCUAAACUGAACGAUGAGAGAACCCGUGUGGAUCUGGAGAUCUCCUCUGCUGUUGUAACAGACUCUGCUCUGUACUACUGCGCCUUGCAGCCCACAGUGGCAGGAAACCCAGAAACCCUGUGA